AUAUUAAUAGUGUCAAGGAUUUCAAUGAUAAUUUUAAUUUAAAUUGCUACACGUAUGCGCAUGCGAUUUCCAAUAUGAAGAAGCAUACCGAAAGAGAAAGUAAUACAGUGUCGUAAGCUAGUAAGUAAGAUCGUCAUCGUGAGCGAAAUCUGUUAGUCGACUGUUCGCUCUUCAAUAGUGACAAACUUUUAUAGAAACGUGCCAUGUGUUUUUAAAACUUUUUACUUAACAAUUAUUUAAUUGUCAAAGUAAAUUAGCUGCAAAAUUAGCUUCUAUGUUAAUUAUUCCGAUUAACAUAUUUAUAAGUGCAACUGCUCUUUGGUGCACGUGCGUGUGUGUUUAAAACUCUUCUUCAGUUUUAAAAUUAACUUGAACUUUUAUAUAUACUAUAAAUAAACAAAUAUGCUGCGCAUUGUAAUAUUUCUAUCGCUUAUCUGCUUUUUAAACUCAUUGAGUGCUCAUCCUACGGAUGAACCGACAAAAUUUAUUCUCAACAACAUGCAAAAUGAUGCAGAAAACAACAUUGUACCGUCAAGAUUGGAGGAUGCAAAGGAAUUGUUAGGACGUGUCGCUGAUGCGUUUAGAAUCGUUGCAGGAAGAUUUAUCAAUUCGAUAAUAUUGGUCAGAAACAUCGUUGUCAAUCGAGCGGAGCAAUUAACUAGCGGAGUUCAGAAUAACGUUGCUCCAGUAAUUAUCGAGUUGGACGAGUCUAAUCAGAGCCGCAGAUCAGUGCAAAGCACAACACCGUUAAUCUUGUUUCAUCCGUCUACGCGAGAAACAGUUCGUUUAGAAAAUGACACCGAGCAGGCAAUUUUAGAAAAACGAAAGCCUGAUGGCAUCAGACAAGCGUUUAAUAAUUUUCUGACACCUAAACCAAUUGUCGAUGGAAUUAAGGAGGAGGAAAAAUACGGUAACGGGGAUAAAUUUAGCGGACUCGGGAACGUGGUCGUCAAAGGUUUUGAAAAUCUCGCAAAUUCUUUGAGCACACUAGUAAACAUCCCUUAUAAUGUUGCCAAACAAACUUCUCGAGCAGUAACCCAAAUAUUGGAUCAAUUUGGUAAACGGCUGAUUGGACUCGAAUAAUAAAGAUCAUUGUAUUGAAGUAAUUAUAUAAUAUAAUUAUAAUUACAAGAA
Messenger RNA from Nylanderia fulva, 1134 nucleotides. RefSeq lists its product as uncharacterized. The record is from RefSeq and is a predicted model, not a curated record. Lineage: Eukaryota; Metazoa; Arthropoda; Insecta; Hymenoptera; Formicidae.